Daphnia carinata is the source of this 863-nucleotide messenger RNA. Its product is annotated as NT-3 growth factor receptor-like. Gene Ontology annotation, molecular function: protein binding. The transcript is spliced from 7 exons. Gene Ontology annotation, cellular component: plasma membrane. Lineage: Eukaryota; Metazoa; Arthropoda; Branchiopoda; Diplostraca; Daphniidae. The coding region runs from base 6 to 863 and encodes 285 amino acids. The record is from RefSeq and is a predicted model, not a curated record.
GAGCAAUGGCAGUUCUUUUUCUUCCAUUAGGCUUCUAUCUCGUCCUUCUCUCGAUAGUAACAAUAUCAUCCCAAAUGCAUCAUCUUCAAGAACCUCCAACACUAUUAGAAUAUCACUUGGAUGAAGUCGAUUACGAUCAGUCGAGUUGUGGAUCGUGUCACUGCAAAGAAAAUCAUUUCAUCGUGUGUGAGACAAGAGACACGCUAGAAAGUGUCUUUGACAUCACGACUUUCGGCCACCAAAAAAGCAAGUUUCAAGCUAUAUACAUUCGGAAUCAGAUGAACCUAACGUCUCUCGAGAAAAAGGCGUUGCAUCAUUACGGUCAACUUAAAGAGCUAGCAAUCGUUGAUUGUGGACUUCAGUACAUUAGUCCAGACGCGUUUGAAAUGAAUCCACACUUAAACAAAAUAAAUUUUCGGAACAAUCAGCUGACUGUAAUUCCGUGGAAAUUAUUUCAUUCCCUAAAAAGCCCUGAAAUCAAUCUAGACAAAAACCCUUUGGUAUGCGCAUGCGAAAAUAAAUGGAUUCCGGAAACCAUCCGAAAUUUUGUUGAACCUAGAACUUCAUUUGGGUCACAGUGGCCUCGAAUCGUAUCAUUCUCCCUUCAAAACCUUACGUGUAAUGACUCUGAUGGCAAUUUUCACCCUCUACUAGAAUUCAUUUUCACCGAGUGUGAUGUCCCUGAAAUCUUCUUGAACAAAAGCGACAUCCAAUUGAACGAAAGAGAUUCUUUCGCCGUUGGAUGUAUGGCUGUGGGAAAACCACCACCGAAGGUACAGUGUUCAAAGUUGCGUGGAACACAGGUCACCUUUUGUCCAGAGUUAAGCUCGCUGAUUCAGAAUCGAAGCAAUCGUUGGCAAUAG